GAACGCACCGGGAACUGGUCACUCCGACAGGGGCUGUAAACACAAGAAACAAGUCUGGGUGGAACCGAGCGGAAUCGGUACAGACAGUUACGAAACUCCACCGACCUGGACCGGAAACCACCUUUUAAAUUGUACUUUUUUUGCUAAAAGCCAAGUGUUGCUGAAGCCACGUGUAUCUCCUGGCAAGUUUGAGAAAGAAAAGGACAAGAAAGAGGACAAGAAGCCGAGACCUGAGGACUCUUGAUGUAACUGAAGUGCCGACUGAAGAACCAAGCCAACUGGAGGCCACAUCAGUGUCUGCGAUGGCCACACUGAUGGACGGCGAGGUCCACACCUUGACCACGGAGCUGCCGGCCAUGUUUGAUGGCGUGAAGCUAGCAGCGGUGGCCACUGUCCUCUACGUCAUCGUACGCUGUCUCAACCUCAAGAGCCACCCCUCACCGCCUGAGGUGACUAACCAGGACACGCCACUCAUGCGCUACCUGCUCGAGUGCUGCCCUUUGCUGACCAAAGAUUACAUUCCUCCCCUGCUGUGGGGGAAGAGCGGCCACAUCCAGACGGCCCUCUACGGCAAGAUGGGACGCGUCAGCACUCCGUCGCCAAGCGGCGUCCGCAAGUUCCUCCCGAUGCAGGACGGGGCCACAGCGACCUUUGACCUGUUUGAGGCAUUGGGGGACCACAGCACGGGAGGUGACAUCACCAUGGUAAUCUGCCCUGGGAUUGGCAACCAUAGCGAGAAGAACUACAUACGGACCUUUGUGGAUCAUUCCCAGCGGCAAGGCUACAGAUGUGCCGUACUCAACCAUCUGGGAGCUUUGCCCGACAUGAAGCUCACGGCCCCGCGUGUGUUCACCUACGGUUGCACGUGGGAGUUUGCGGCCAUGGUGAAUGCCGUCAAGCAAGCGUUCCCUAACACGCUGCUGGUGGUGGUGGGCUUCAGCCUGGGGGGCAACAUUGUGUGUAAAUUCCUGGGGGAGAACCCAUCCAACCAGGACCGAGUGCUGUGCUGCGUCAGCGUCUGCCAGGGUUACAACGUCCUCAGAGCGCAGGAAACCUUCCUCCAGUGGGACCAGUGGCGAAGACUCUACAACUUUGUACUGGCGGACAACAUGAAGAAGCUUAUCCUGUCACACAGGAACAGCUUGCUCAGCAUGAACUCCUGCAACAUUAGUGACGCUGACAUGAGCAGAUUGUAUGCGGCCACGUCUCUCAUGCAGAUUGACGACAGCAUCAUGAGAAAGUUCCAUGGCUACAGCUCCUUGGAAGAGUACUACCAGCAGGAGAGUUGUGUCCACUACAUGCACAGGGUGACCGUUCCUCUCCUCCUGAUGAACUCCAUAGACGACCCUCUAGUGCAUCCCUCUCUGCUCGCCAUCCCGCGCACGCUGUCAGAGAAGUUGCCCAACGUGAUCUUCGCCCUGACUCAACAUGGCGGCCACUUGGGCUUCUUCGAGGGGGCCGUGCUGUUUCCUCAGCCACUCACGUGGAUGGACAAGGUUAUCGUGGAGUUCGCUGACGCCGUCUGCCACUGGGAGAUGAAGACGUCCGCCUGCCUUGAGAGACGCUUCCAGAAGUUCAGCUCCCAAUGUGCCGAGCUAGCGACCAAACAACCGCAGGCAUGGUCAUCUGUGUCUGCGUUAUUUCAGUGCGAGUGGCCGUACAGUUAGCGUGGUGACAGACCAGCUUUAAAAAAAACAAAAGUAGAACCACUUCACGUUACUUCCUGUGCAUAUGCUGCUUUUUCUUAAACACUCCUUCUUGGGUUUGCUCAUUCUGUUGGUACGUGUAUAUUUUUAAAAAGCCAAAGAAAAGACAAAACACAGGCAGAAUUGGCUCUUUUGAUGCUUGCCGAGUGGUGGUCUGGCGCUGUGUGCUAAAGGAUGAAAUAAAAAUGUCAAGUGGCCUUUAUAUAAUUUAUUGCGAUUGAUGAAUUUUGAUUAUAAUAUGCACUUUAUGCUGUUGUGACAACUGUUUUCAAGCCCUUUGCUAAAUAAUUGUUUGUUGGUUAUGAUCUUCAGAAUAAACUAUGGGAUAGAUUAA
Doryrhamphus excisus (bluestripe pipefish) is the source of this 2040-nucleotide messenger RNA. The record is from RefSeq and is a predicted model, not a curated record. NCBI's taxonomy places the organism in Eukaryota, Metazoa, Chordata, Actinopteri, Syngnathiformes, Syngnathidae.